Molecule: messenger RNA, 2749 nt
Organism: Sander lucioperca (pikeperch)
Lineage: Eukaryota; Metazoa; Chordata; Actinopteri; Perciformes; Percidae
Gene: macrod2
Product: mono-ADP ribosylhydrolase 2
Exons: 18
Coding region: 210-1454 (414 amino acids)
Biological process (GO): DNA damage response; peptidyl-glutamate ADP-deribosylation; purine nucleoside metabolic process
Cellular component (GO): nucleoplasm
Molecular function (GO): ADP-ribosylglutamate-[protein] hydrolase activity
Source: RefSeq, a predicted model, not a curated record
AGCUAGGAUUCGUACACAUAAUUUACGGCACAAUCACGGUAGGUUGAGCCAACUGAGGUCCAUAGAUAUUUGACAGCGGCACAGGUGAGACAACCGUCCAGAGGCUGUUUCACUUUACAUUUCAGUUUUUCCUCGAAGCACUAUUCACUGUGAGCCUGGGGUUGCCACAGUCAAAAAACAACCAUUCGAAGUCAAACCAUUCCGGCAGCAUGAGCAAAAAGAAAAAGGACUGGAAGACUGAAAAAGAGAGACUGCUUCGUCUAGAUCGGGAGGAGAGACGCAAGGAGUAUCGACGUCAAGACUUUAUAUCUCUGGACAAGAUCCCAUCCUGGAGAGAGGAAAAUAGACCCAAUGACAUAGAGGAAGGGAAGGAGCUGACGGGUGGAGGAGGGCUGAGUGAUAAAGUAUCUCUCUACAAAGGAGAUAUUACCGUCUUGGAGGUGGAUGUCAUAGUCAAUGCUGCAAACUCCAGUCUUCUGGGAGGAGGGGGAGUGGAUGGCUGCAUACACAAAGCGGCGGGGUCCUGUCUGUAUGAUGAGUGCCACUCACUAAAUGGCUGUGAAACCGGCAAAGCCAAGAUCACCUGUGGCUAUGAUCUCCCUGCAAAAUAUGUGAUCCACACCGUGGGCCCGGUGGCCAGAGGUCAUGUGGGCUCUACUGAGACCAAUGACCUCACCUCCUGCUACCAGAACUCCCUCAGGCUGAUGGAGGAGCAUGACUUGAGCACUGUGGCCUUCCCAUGUAUAUCCACAGGCAUCUAUGGCUUUCCGAAUGAACCUGCAGCUGACAUCGCUCUGAACACAGUAAAGAGCUGGAUCGAACAGAAUCCUGAUAAGAUCACACGGGUCAUUUUCUGUGUCUUCCUCGAGACCGACUUUGCCAUCUACAAGAAGAAUAUGUCUGUCAUUUUUCCAGACAAUGACACCGAGGUUGCAGAGGAGCAGUUGAAGGAAGUUAUAGAUAACACAUCCAUGAAAUCCACAACCAAGGAAGAGAGUGAAGACAGUAGAGGUAAAGAGGAAAUAGGUGAUGAAGAAGAGGGUGACGAUGAUGCUGCUGCGGGAAAUACAGAUGUGGAGAUGGCAAGUCAAAACCUAGAUGAACAUUCAGGAAACGAGGACCCAAAUCAAGAAAAGGAUAAAGAUGAAAAAGAAAACCAAGACAAAGAUGAAGAUGUAGGAAUUGACGGCGACGAAGAGAGCGAUAAAGACAAAGGCAUUGACAACGAGAAAGAUGAAGAUAAAGACAAAGCAGAGGAAGAGCAGCCUGCUGCAAAGGCAGAAGAUGACGGCACAGCAAAGUCCACUGUGGAGAUGGAAUAUGUCUCUGAGAUCAACAACGCUGGCACCAGCAAUGGAGAGGAGAUGAAAGAUCAUGUCGAGAGCUCAGAAGAACCUGAUUCCAUUCUAACUGACAGCAUUCAGUCCAAAGACAUUGUUGAGAAGAAAGAAUGACCAGCUGAGGGAAGGACAAUCAACCUCAUCUGACAGCCAGCAAAACUGUGCGAAGGCCAACCACUCUGGUGUCAGACGGGCUCAUGUCAGUAUGGGCUCUGACACUGGCCCAGGACACCCAGUUACUCACAAGAUGCUCACAUUCCCAACUUUAUUUAGCCUAUUCCCUCUCUGUUAAGAAACUACAAAUCCCUGAAGUAUGUAUGUAUGUAUGUUAUAUGUACGUAUGUGCAAAACCUUACUAUAGGACUUGAACAUAUCAACCAGAAAAGAUGAGCCAUACCUCACUGUGUGUUAGAGUCAUACAUCAUUUUGCCAGCAGGGUGCGAUGAGAUAAACCAGGUUCAAGUCUGCAUUUGAUCUAUACCCACUGUGAGAGCACGGUGAAGCUGUCAGAGGACAACAGUCACAGCUCCGACAUGUUGACACCCCAGACUGGCUGAUGCUUAACAUCAACCGUGCUUUUGUUCUUACAACACCACAGUUAUGAUGACAUUCAACAGUGGAAUACCUGACAACACCCUACAUUUGUAAGCCUCUUUGGAGUGCAACACAUUGACACCUGCCAUGUCUUCUCACACACGACUGCAGCUCGAGCUCCAUUGUUUAGUCAAAUCAGCCAAUACUCUUGAUUCAGACCACAGUCUGUACGGCAGUGUGUCACUCCCCGGCCUUUUAUCUUUGAACAUCACUGAUCACAUCUGAUCUCCGCCACUGCUGUAACUGCAGCUUUACUCGUUUUACCAAGAAACUGUUCAUCAAGGCCCACGUACACUUAAGAGGAUAUGAGUGUCUUUUAACUAAUCAAAUAGUUAUUGUCGCCCCUUUUUCUUUGCGUUUCUAGUGCAUCCAAGAAAUUGGCUUUGAACUUCAUCACCAUAAACACGACAUUUAACCUUUGAGUCGUCUUCGCUUUUGCUUGUCUCCUUACCAGAUUGUCUAUAAUUGUAUUGAAGGAAUCUGCCUUAUUUCAUAUCAAACUACAACAUCACAAACACAGACCUAAGAAGGUGGUCCAUGUAUGAAUUCUUGGUUGUGUAUUGCUUGCAGAUGAUUUGUAAUUCUAAGUACAUCAUGUAAUGGCUAAUGGCCUGUUGUUAUUGGGUUUUUUUUCUCUCUUCAAAACAUGGUUUUGUUUAAAUGUUGGUAUGAUUCAUGAAUUAUUUUCAGUGGUGCCAUACUAAAGAUCAGAUUAAUAAUGAAAUGAUGCCUUCAUACUUUGAUGUUUGCUUUGCUAAACUAUAACAGAAACAACUAAUAAAAUGUAAAGGUGGACGCCAUGUCUCAGCUCUUAA